GUGGCCGAGCCUCGUAACGUCAGCGAGUGACGCGUUUGACGCCGGCUGACAGCGCAGCCUUGGAUGUGUGUGUGUUUGCAAGUGCAGCACAGCAGGCAGCAUCUCCAGUGUCAUCGCUGUGAAACCUGUGAACGCACCUCAGAGCAGGAAGCACAGGCUGAGCUGCCAUGGGGAAGGAGAAACUCCACAUAAACAUUGUAGUAAUAGGACAUGUCGACUCAGGCAAGUCAACCACCACCGGCCACCUCAUCUAUAAGUGUGGGGGCAUCGACAAGAGAACAAUCGAGAAGUUUGAGAAGGAGGCCGCUGAGAUGGGAAAGGGUUCCUUCAAAUAUGCCUGGGUUCUGGACAAGCUAAAGGCAGAGCGUGAGCGUGGCAUCACCAUCGACAUCUCCCUUUGGAAGUUUGAGACCAGCAAGUACUACGUCACCAUCAUUGAUGCUCCAGGACACAGGGACUUCAUCAAGAACAUGAUCACUGGGACUUCUCAGGCCGACUGUGCUGUGCUGAUCGUGGCUGCAGGCGUGGGUGAGUUUGAAGCUGGCAUCUCAAAGAACGGGCAGACUCGUGAACACGCCCUGCUUGCCUACACGUUGGGAGUGAAGCAGCUCAUCGUGGGCAUCAACAAAAUGGAUUCCACUGAGCCCAACUAUAGCCAGAAGCGUUAUGAGGAGAUUGUGAAGGAAGUCAGCACUUACAUCAAGAAGAUUGGUUAUAACCCUGACACUGUGGCCUUCGUGCCCAUCUCUGGCUGGAACGGAGACAACAUGCUGGAACCCAGCCCUAAUUCACCUCACUGUAAGCAGACACAGCAAACCUCUCCUUGCUGUCCACAGAUGUCCUGGUUCAAGGGCUGGAAGAUCAACCGUAAAGAUGGUAAUGCCUCAGGCACCACACUGCUGGAGGCUCUGGAUGCCAUCCAGCCUCCCACACGCCCCACUGACAAGCCCCUCCGCCUGCCUCUGCAGGAUGUCUACAAGAUUGGAGGCAUUGGGACUGUACCAGUUGGCAGAGUAGAGACAGGUAUCCUAAAACCUGGCAUGGUGGUGACCUUUGCCCCUGUCAAUGUGACCACUGAGGUCAAGUCUGUGGAGAUGCACCACGAGGCCCUGACUGAAGCGCUGCCUGGUGACAAUGUGGGCUUCAAUGUCAAGAAUGUGUCCGUUAAGGACAUUCGCCGUGGCAACGUGGCUGGAGACAGCAGGAGUGACCCGCCACAGGAGGCAGCUGGCUUCACCUCUCAGGUGAUCAUCCUGAACCACCCAGGUCAGAUCAGUGCUGGCUACGCCCCUGUGCUGGACUGCCACACUGCACACAUUGCAUGCAAGUUUGCAGAGCUCAAGGAAAAGAUUGACCGUCGCUCUGGUAAGAAGCUCGAAGACAACCCAAAGUUCCUUAAGUCUGGAGAUGCUGCCAUUGUAGACAUGAUCCCUGGCAAGCCAAUGUGUGUGGAGAGCUUCUCUGAGUACCCACCACUGGGGAGGUUUGCGGUGCGUGACAUGCGUCAGACCGUGGCAGUGGGAGUGAUUAAAGGUGUUGAAAAGAAAGCCCCGACCAGUGGUAAGAUUACUAAGUCUGCACAGAAGGCCCAGAAGGUCAAAUGAACGUUGUGCUGGGCUGUUGCCCCAAGCGCUCACCAUGGCCGAAGACACCUUCUGCACACCAUAGUCAGCGUCUGGUCUGUUAUCACAAUGCAUCGCAAAAGCAGACGAAGGAAAAAAAAUAAAUACCACACUGCUGGUGAUUAAAAUGUUAACACAUUGUUAUAUGUGGAUUUCAUUGUUACUCAGUUUGUGGCAGAACUGUACAACAACAAUGUAUUGCUGCUCUCUGAUUGUGUGCUGUUGAAGUUAGAAUUAGGCUGCUCAUUAAUCUAGCCAACAAACUCAGCUGCUUAGCACCAGUAAUAAAGCCAUGACGUUGUUUUGCCUGGUCUUUGUUGAUGUAAUGCUCUGUGUUCUAGCUUUAAAGGAGAUAUACUAUCUGUCCGGAGGCAAAUUGGCCUUGCAUGUUCCCGGUUUGCCCCUUAGAGAAGCAAGUUGUCAAAUCUUCCCACCUAGCAAACAGCAACUCUGUUUAAUGUCCAUGCACCUUAGUUAAUGUUAUUUGUAUGUUCAUUAAAGUAAAGAUGUUUAAACUGUA
Messenger RNA from Acanthopagrus latus (yellowfin seabream), 2142 nucleotides. Its product is annotated as elongation factor 1-alpha 1. Gene Ontology annotation, biological process: translational elongation; translation. Bases 168 to 1604 code for a protein of 478 amino acids. The record is from RefSeq and is a predicted model, not a curated record. Gene Ontology annotation, molecular function: translation elongation factor activity; GTPase activity; GTP binding. NCBI's taxonomy places the organism in Eukaryota, Metazoa, Chordata, Actinopteri, Spariformes, Sparidae. The transcript is spliced from 8 exons.